AUGCUGCGCGCCCUGCCGCCGGCGGCGCCCCUGCCGCCGCCACCGCCGCCCGAGUCCCCGCAGGGGGGCCCGGCGCUGCUGCUCACCAUGCACCCGCGGGUGGGCACGUCGAGGAAGCCCAGCGCCUGCGCCACCUGUCGGUCGCCCGCCGCUGGCGCAGGGCGCGGGGACUGCCAGCGCGCCGACGAGGGCGUGGCCCGCGCCUCGGCGGACAAGGUGAUGCCGCUCUGCGCCACGGACGAGAGCUUCUGCGGCACCUACGGGCCCGAGAGGGCGAUGCCUGCCUCCGCGUCGUCCCCGAAGACGGCGCCGAGGUCGCCGAGGAAGACCGCGCCAGUGCCCACGAGCAGCGGCGCGAAGGCCAGCAGCUCUUUCCGAAAGCGCCUGGAAGAGCUGGCGGACGACCACGAGAGGCUCUGUGCUGAGCUAUGUGGUCUUCGCGCUGAGAACAGUGGUUUGAAGGCGCAGCUUGGCGUGGAGGAGCGGGACGACUCGCCGGGAUUAUCGGAGGUGCAAGCUGCGCCUGCUCAUCAGAGGAGGCUAGUCAAGCAGUCGACCGUGCAUUUGCUGGCCGUGAUGGCGGAGGAGGCCGCGGGCGCCGAGGGCGACGGCCCCGCGCACGACGGGGCCCCGGCCGCGCACCACAGGCCGCCGCCGUCGCCGGUGGCGGUUGCGGCGCUCUCGGCGGACUGGCGGGCUCCCAUCCGUCGGCCAGACGUCCCGGAGGCGCCCGACCUGGAGCUGCUCAGCCUCGCCAGCUCGGCGAAGUCGCGCGGCGUCUUUCCCAAUUGGUUCAACCACCGGGCGCCGAACGCGCUGCAGCAGCGCUCGAUGUCGGGCCUGUCCCGAGACCAGAUGUCGACAGUGUCGAAGAUGUACUCCACCAAUCGCGGGGUGCGCAAGCCGAUUAGGUAUCUCUUGCAGUGCCGAUGCAGAGCGUUUGCAAGCUCACUCGUGCAGCUCUCGUGCUGGGAGGCCCUCUGGGGCGGCGUGUGCCUCGCGGACCUGUGGCUGGUCUCCUCCGCCAUCACGUUCGUGCCGGGUGGCGGCCCUGGGUUCUUGGCCAUGAGCAUUGCGAGCUGGGUGUUCUCCGUGCUCGCUUGGGCAGAUGCCUGCGUGCACCUUCGGAGGAGCCUUCUCGACGAGAGCUUCAACCUUAAGCCUGUGAAGUCUGUGAACUGGGAGUAUUUGCUCCUAUGGCUCUGGGUCGAUGCCGUGGCGUCGGUGCCGGUCUACGUGUUCCUGGGCCUCGUGUGGACCGGGCCGGUGCUCUCGUGCACCCUCGUGCUCGCGAAGCUGGUGCGGGCCUUCAGGGCGUGCCAGCGCUGCUCCUGCCGGAAGAUCUGGGCCCUCGACGCGGCCGUGCAGGGCGAUUUCCGCGGGUACGGCAGGUGGGAGCAGGCCUGUCGGAUGCCCUCAGUCCUCUGGCUCUUGAACUUCCGGGGGGCCUUUAUCUCGCUGGUGUUUAUGGCGCACGCCAACGCGUGCGUCUGGGCGGCCUCGCACCCGGACUGGGAGAGCGAGACCGGACUGGGCGACGGCUUGGCGGACUACUGGGAGGCCUUCUACACAAUGAACCUGGAGCUCGCGAUCGGCACGACCCGUUUCCAAGGGCUACAGGUGCUCCUCUCUGUGGAGCGCUUCGUGAUCAGUGGGUACCUCCUGUUCUGGAUCGUCGUGUGGGCGCACGUCGCCAGGGAGGAGAGCGCCACGUCCCUGGCGCCUCGCCGGACCCUGCAGUACCUGCGGCUGCACGGGACGAGCAGGGAAACGUACCAGCAGGUGGAGAAGUUCCUUCGCGAGGUAUCCUCGUUCCUCCGAGUGAAGGGCGACUUCGAGCUGACGAUGUCGAAGGCCCUGCCGGCGGACUUGUCCUGGAAGGUGCGCGAGUGCGCUGAGGUCUGA
Molecule: messenger RNA, 1905 nt
Organism: Prorocentrum cordatum
Lineage: Eukaryota; Dinophyceae; Prorocentrales; Prorocentraceae
Source: the annotation of a GenBank genome assembly